Messenger RNA from Phacochoerus africanus (Common warthog), 1431 nucleotides. RefSeq names its product claudin 20 (gene CLDN20). The transcript has 2 exons. Gene Ontology annotation, cellular component: bicellular tight junction; plasma membrane. Bases 772 to 1431 code for a protein of 219 amino acids. Gene Ontology annotation, biological process: bicellular tight junction assembly; cell adhesion. NCBI's taxonomy places the organism in Eukaryota, Metazoa, Chordata, Mammalia, Artiodactyla, Suidae. Gene Ontology annotation, molecular function: structural molecule activity. The record is from RefSeq and is a predicted model, not a curated record.
CCCAAAUAAUUCCUCCUCUGUGUACAGCAACACAAAAGCAUUUUCAGCUUUCAGGUUUCGACAAAUCCUGUUGUAACAACAACUCCCUCCCUUCCCCGCCUCUUGGUUCUUAAUUCUCCCACAGCUCAAAAAAUGAGAUGGAGAACCUGGUAUUUAUCUUCUAGCACUAUCAGCAGUUUUCACCCCUCAGAGUUCUAUGUUGCUCUUUAUUUGCUAUCUGCAAGUUAACUUGUUGGAGCUUUAUCACUAAGACUCAGACGCUGUGAACCAGGCCUCAUGGAUGUGGUUUCACUUCACCGUAUCUCACUGGGGUUCGUUUGAAGAAGCUGACAGAAGAGUUAAGACAUGGAAGGCAACUGACAAAAGAUAUCCUACAGCUGCAAUUUGGUAAGACUUCAGUCUCCGAACAAGGAACAUGCUCUCCUACAGACUACUUGAGCACAGCUGAAGUUUUAAAUAAGGAACAAGGUGGAGAGCCCUUUCCUUUGUGCCAUGCCAAGCACCACCAUCAUCAGGAGAAUGGUAGCCUCAGGGGGCCCGGCGUGAGCUUCUCCCCUGGGAAGCAGUGUCCUCGCCCACUACCAGGGCCUAUUCAGCUGUGUUCUCAGCCCCCACUGUGUAUAGGAGUCCUUUUGUUUGUUUCUUUCAUUCUUUCCAGCCCGACUUUGUCUUCUCUCCGCAGCCUUUUGUUACUUGGUUCUCUACUGUGCAGAAACAGCUACAGUCAGGGCCACCAGGAUUUUCUAGGAGGACAAAGGUAACGGUGAUGUCAUGGCUUCGGCGGGUCUCCAGCUCCUCGCUUUCGCCCUGGCCUUAUCUGGGGUCUCUGGGGUCCUCACGGCCACUUUGCUGCCCAACUGGAAGGUGAACGUGGAUGCGGGCUCCAACAUCAUCACGGCCAUCGUGCAGCUGCAAGGGCUGUGGAUGGACUGCACGUGGUACAGCACUGGGAUGUUCAGCUGCUCCCUGAAGGACUCCGUCCUGGGCCUCCCCACCCACGUGCAGGCCGCGCGGGCCGCCAUGGUGCUGGCCUGCGUUCUGUCUGCUCUGGGGAUCUGCACUUCCACAGUGGGGAUGAAGUGCACUCGCUUAGGCGGGGACAGGGAAAGCAAGAGUCACACCUGUUUUGCUGGAGGCGUCUGCCUCGUGUCUGCGGGCAUCUCCAGCCUCACACCCACAGUGUGGUACACCAAGGAGAUCAUUGCCAACUUUCUGGAUCUGACGGUCCCAGAAAGCAACAAACAUGAACCCGGAGGAGCGGUCUACAUCGGAUUCAUUUCCGCCAUGCUGCUGUUUAUCUCUGGCCUGAUUUUCUGCACAUCUUGUGUGAAAAAGAGCGCAGAAGCUUUGCUCUACCCAUCCAAGCAGCAACAUAUCCCCAUCUCGCAGCCAGAGGACAAUUCAGCAUACAGCCUGAAGGAUUACGUGUAA